Cuculus canorus (common cuckoo) is the source of this 2931-nucleotide messenger RNA. It is a transcript of the gene KCTD7, whose product is annotated as potassium channel tetramerization domain containing 7. Gene Ontology annotation, biological process: protein homooligomerization. The transcript has 4 exons. The record is from RefSeq and is a predicted model, not a curated record. Lineage: Eukaryota; Metazoa; Chordata; Aves; Cuculiformes; Cuculidae. Gene Ontology annotation, molecular function: protein binding. Bases 337 to 1206 code for a protein of 289 amino acids.
UGGCAGAGCCAGCCACGCACCGCACCGCGCAGCCAAUGGACGGCAGCCUCUUACCCAGCCACUGGCAGGGCCUCUGUGACGGGAGGGCCUCGGUUCAGCUCCGCGAACUGCAUUCCUGCAGAGACAGCCCUCUCCCAGCUGGUUUCUCAGCACAGCAAUCAUCCUUGCUGUGAUUCACUUCACAGCCAUCGCAAUGCCGUUGUAAAUGAUCGGUGCGAAGCCGGGGAGCGACGUGCCUUGCUGCCACAUAACCUGCCUCGGAAAUUCAGCUCUUGUUUCCCAUUUUGCAUUGCCACGGCUGCCUACCCAGCAGACCUGCUCACCAGAGCCAGAGGGAUGGUGGUAGUUACGGGGCAGAACAAAGUCAGUGGAAACCCGGAUGAUGCCAUGUCGAGCUCAGAUGCAGAGGAUGAUUUCCAAGAGCCGGCCACUCCUACUGCAACCCAGGCAGGACAAGCACUACCUCUGCUGCCUCAGCAGUUCCCAGAAGUUGUUCCACUGAACGUAGGAGGCAUGCACUUUACAACACGACUGUCAACUCUGAGACGUUAUGAGGACACAAUGUUGGCGGCGAUGUUCAGUGGAAGACACUAUAUUCCCACAGACGCUGAUGGCAGAUACUUUAUUGACAGAGAUGGAACAUACUUUGGAGACAUCCUUAACUUUCUACGGUCUGGGGACCUGCCACCAAGAGAGCGAGUCAGGCCAGUUUACAAGGAAGCACAGUAUUAUUCCAUAGGACCAUUGCUAGACCAUCUAGAGGAUAUCCAGCCUCUUAAAGGGGAGAAAGUUAGACAAGCAUUCCUGGGCCUGAUGCCAUAUUACAAAGAUCAUUUGGAACGGAUAAUUGAAAUAGCAAAGCUCAGAGCUAUGCAAAGAAAAGCAAGAUUUGCAAAACUGAAGGUCUGUGUCUUCAAAGAAGAGAUGCCCAUCACUCCCUAUGAAUGCCCACACUUCAAUUCGUUACGUUUUGAAAGGAGUGAAAGUGAGACAAAGCUGUUUGAACAUCACUGCGAAGUAGAUGUCUCGUUCGGCCCCUGGGAGGCUGUAGCUGAUGUCUAUGAUCUCCUGCACUGUAUCGUGACGGACCUGUCUGACAGAGGGAUAACUGUGGAUCAUCAGUGUAUUGGGGUGUGUGAUAAACACCUGAUAAAUCACUAUUACUGCAAGCGUCCUAUCUAUGAAUUCAAGAUUACUUGGUGGUGAGUUAUUUUGUCCUGAACGGUGCAGGACAGAAAAGGACUUUUAGACGACGAUUGCUUUUAAUAUAUUUGCAACGUGUCUCUGGAAAUGCAUUGCCGCUAACGUGAAUUGGAAUCAGUCUGCUGAAAUGUUGGCGAAUGCUUAAUUGCUCAGCAAAAGGAAACCUGUUACAGAGGCUGAGAAACCUCUGAAAUCUUGAAAACCAGCCUGAAACAAGACUGUUGGCUCAGGUACCUUAACGAGGCACAACGCAAAAUCACCUCAUGGUAAUGAUGGAGAGGAGCAUGUAACAUCUUAUAUCAAGUGCCACCUACCGUGUGGCUUUAGUGUCAUAGUCUGCAAAAUGGAGAUUGCAGAUCUCACCUGCAGCAUUACAAAGCCAGAGUGCUACUAAUGCUGACAUAACGUGGUUGAAUUUUACCCAUUUAGAGAUGUUUCAGUCACUACUUAAACCUGCCACUUUAUAAAAUGGAAUAACACCCAGCACAGAGAUUCUGGAAAUGUAAUUUAGAUGUAAUAGACCACUGAAAAAAUAGGAGUGUUCCCUAUAUAUUAUUAAUUGUUGUCAGAAUUAAGCUAUAUUUCAUUUUUAAUUAAGAAUCUGCAUUGUGAAUUAUAAUAUUAUAUUUCAGUUAUUUCCAUCGUUAGAAAAAGGAAUAGCAGAUUUGGAAUAUAUUCCUUAAUGCUAUUAGGAAUAAUAACUGUUCAUGGAAGACUUGUGCCUGUUUUUAGCCUUAGAAAUUCUAAAUGUUUACAGUAUCUACAAAAAAGAAGCUCUAUAGAAUCAGGUCAUUUGCAAAGGCUUUUGGUAAACAAGAAAACCCUAUAAGUAUGUUCCUAUUAGCAGAAGUAAGAGGAAUAUUUAAUGUAUAUUAUUUUAUUACUGACUCUUUUUACUUCCUGUGAUAUUAAAUUUUGUUCUAGAUUUAGAGUCGAAUGAUGAUAACAGACAAGUGCUUUCUGCACCUCACCUUUUUCAGACCGUUCAGUCUCAGUUUUCACAUUCUUGUGGAUCUUCCUGGUGUAGUACCAGAAAAAAAAAAAAAGAAUCAAUCUUCAUAUUCAAAUAUUUCUCCAAUUACCAACCAGUCGAUCUGAGUAGUAACUUUCUUCCCACAAUGAAAGAUGCAGCCAUCGCAGAGUCAUCUUCUUUUCUAAAGGUAAUUGAUUCACUUUUGAUGUUAGUAACCACAUCCCAAAGUGGAAUUUCUGCAUACCCAAACCUGAAAGGUAGAUCGAAACGUCUGAUGACAUUUCUGUGGUGUGAGGUACAGAAAACGCAAGUAUUUUUCAAAAAGACUCCACUUGAAGUGGUCUCAAAAUAAUCUUAAGGAGAGAGGGUAAGAAAAUGUUUGCACAUUGCAUUCCAUUGGAUUAGGUAAUCCAAGAAUGUUGCUUACUUAAGCAUUUGACCAACAUACUUCAGGAACGUGAUCAUUGCGAUGAUCAAAAUUCUCAGUUACCCGACGUUGUUUUUGGAGUAAUUCCAAGAAACUUUAUGAUCAAAUUGUCUUGCAAGAAAGAGGCAAAGAAUUUGCACUGACCAACCUUCAUCCCUGUAUUUGUUUAAUUGAGGAACUGUUAGUCAAUUUUCUCUCUGAGGUGGGGACUUCCAGCUCUAAGAUCUCUUUCCAACUGUUUCCUCACAGAGGAUCCUUGGCAGGUGCUGAGUUUCAAAUCAAAAGCUUAAAUUUUGAAAUGGAGGGAAGGAGGAAAAUCUGUGCAUUU